CUCUCUCUCUCUCUCAGUCCUGUCUAGAACUCAACAGAUGUAAGCAGCCCUGUUUUCUCUAACUGCUCAGCUAAAAUAUGGGACACUUGAAGACACGGGUAUUGGUCAUCUUCUGCUUAUUAUUUACAUGUUACAAAGCAGAAAAAUUAAAAACCAGAGGUCUGCGCCAAAAGGAUGUUGACUACAUGGAAAAAUAUUCCAGCUGCCUCCAAGGUCCAGCAGGCACCCAGGGAAGGGAUGGAAAUCCAGGAGUGAAUGGAAUUCCAGGUACUCCUGGAAUACCGGGCCGGGAUGGUGCAAAAGGGGAGAAGGGUGAAUGUGUGACGGAGAGGUUUGAAGAGCCGUGGAAACCCAACUACAAGCAAUGUGCCUGGAACUCUCUCAACUACGGCAUCGACCUGGGCAAAAUUACAGAGUGUACGUUCACUAAGAAGCAUGCAGACAGUGCUCUCCGUGUGCUGUUCAGCGGCUCACUCAGGCUGAAGUGUAAGACAGCUUGUUGUCAGCGCUGGUACUUCACUUUUAAUGGGGCAGAAUGUGCCGCUCCGCUGCCUAUAGAGUCCAUCGUUUACCUGGACCAGGGAAGUCCAGAAUUCAACUCCACCAUCAACAUACACAGAACCACAUCAGUUGAAGGUUUAUGUGAAGGAGUUCGGAAAGGCCUGGUUGAUGUAGCGAUCUGGGUGGGAACCUGCGGAGACUAUCCACAUGGAGACGCUUCAACCGGCUGGAAUUCUGUUUCCCGCGUGAUCAUAGAAGAGCUUCCUCUGAGCAGCUGAGUCCCUCACAAUCUUCCAGAAACUACCAAGCACUUUCUGUGCUACUACAAUUUUCUUUUUUUUCUUUUUUUAAAGAUGAAUUGCUUUGUACUACUCUUAAAAUAUUUUUUUUUAUUGACAUUGACGGUUCCAUGAAGAACAUUUAACAUACUUUUGAUUCCACAAAAUAUUCUUUAGGGUUUUUCACAGAUGCCAUGGAAGAGUCCAAUUUGCAUCCUUUUUGCAUCCAAAUUUUCAGUGAUCAGUUCUAAAAAUAACCUUUUUUUUCAUAGUGUGAUGAACAUGGAUCAAAUGGGACCAUUUUAUUGUUCCUACAGCGGAUCAAAGCAGUGGAUCUGUACACACCACAAGCACUCGCGCUCACUUAUAAUGAUCUUUCGCCAUUAUAUCCUCGAAGAGUAUGGUAUGAAUACCAUAUGAAGAGUAUGGUAUUAUGUAGAGCUUAAUUCAAACCCUUUUCAGAGACUUAAAGUCCUACAAGAGCUACAGAUGAUGAAGGUAUUUUAACUACACUAGCAGAAACACGGUGAGCAGCAUGAUAGACACUAAAACACUGCAGAAAAUAAGAAUGGAGAAUGCAGCAAAUAUAAUUAUUUUAUCUGUUAUACAUACUGUUUUUUUUAUGAAAAAAAAAGGUAUUUGUAAAGAUUUUUUUCCCUCUUCUUCUCAGGACAAUGUGCUUUGGCUCUUAUGACCAAAUAAUGUUAUCGUUGAUGACUUUUUAUUUUUUAUUUUUAUUUUUGUAUUAUUAUUUUACAAAGUACUGUUGGUCGGAUGGAAAUUUAUAUCUGUUCCAAAAAAGUGUUGCCUGCACCUGAUGAAAAGGAAAUAUAGUGACAGUAGCUCUCGGAAAUUUUACUGAUAGAGACUGAUAAAAGGCAGCAGAAUGUGAGAAAGAAAGGAACGAGGGAUAGUGGGGAGAGGGAGGAAACCCUUGAUCUAAAAAAAAUAAAAUAAAAAAAGAACCUUUUGAGGACUGGAAAGAUUCCAUGGAUGUUAAAGGAACCAUAAAUGCCAAUAAAGAACUUUUUAUGUUUAAGAGUUUACUGGACUAAAUGUUCAUUGGAUGAGUAAAGUGUAGAUAUUUUUUUUUUUUUAAGAACUAUUCACUGAAAGGUUCUUUGGGAAACCAAAAACAUUUUAUUUAUUUUUUUACUUUCAUUUCCUUCCAACCAGUGGCGUAGCCUAAAAAUAGAUGCAGA
Messenger RNA from Carassius auratus (goldfish), 1981 nucleotides. Its product is annotated as collagen triple helix repeat-containing protein 1-like. The record is from RefSeq and is a predicted model, not a curated record. NCBI's taxonomy places the organism in Eukaryota, Metazoa, Chordata, Actinopteri, Cypriniformes, Cyprinidae. The coding region runs from base 78 to 779 and encodes 233 amino acids. The transcript has 4 exons.